Molecule: messenger RNA, 2696 nt
Organism: Fopius arisanus
Lineage: Eukaryota; Metazoa; Arthropoda; Insecta; Hymenoptera; Braconidae
Gene: inaD
Product: inactivation no afterpotential D
Exons: 18
Coding region: 135-2186 (683 amino acids)
Biological process (GO): neurotransmitter secretion; protein localization to basolateral plasma membrane; maintenance of epithelial cell apical/basal polarity
Cellular component (GO): basolateral plasma membrane; cell-cell junction; synapse
Molecular function (GO): protein binding
Source: RefSeq, a predicted model, not a curated record
UCAUUGAUCUAAUCAAAUUUCAUACAUAUCGCGCCCUUGAAAGGUUUCUCCUACACACAGUAAAGUUGCGAAAGCAAGUUAAACAUAUUUACCAAGUCCAAUUCCCGUUGAAAGACAUUUUCUAUCGAUUUACCAUGACUGUAACGCGGCAAGUCGAAGUGAAUAUCAACCAAUUGAAAAAAUGGGGUUCGGAUAGAUUUGUUGAAAUUCAGAGAGGAUGUCAUAUAAGUCUAGGCUUUAGUAUAAUUGGUGGAAAGAUUGAUGCAUCAACUGAUGAAGUGAAAGCAGGAGAUCAAAAAAGUUCAGGUGUAUUCAUUAAAUCCAUCGAUCCUGAUGCAUCUAUAUGCAAUGUUUCCAAUUUGAAGAUUGGGGACCGCAUAGUCGAGGUGAAUGGAAUUAACGUGCUUAAUUGUACCUGUGAUAAAGUAGCUGAACUCAUCCAGAACAACGAAGAUAUUAUUCGACUUCGAGUGCAAUCACUAACUGUUAUGGAUCAAUCCGAUUGUAUUCAACCACAAGAGAAAACUGAGCAGAAAUCGCUUGAAAGAGUAUUAUCUAAUAAGACCCAAGAGCACGUGGCUUUAAUACAAUCCGCAAACUCUAUGGGAACUGCAACCGCUGUUAACCAAGAAGCUGAUGAAGAAAAAUCUAUUAGAGAAAAUGAUGUUCACCACCCUGACUCUGAAGAAAGUUCGGAGAGUGAGGAUGAGCGCUAUAUGGAAGGCAACAUUCAUACUAAAGCUGGCAUGGAGAUAUCGCGUAAAAGUGCUGGUAACGUUAAACGGACGCCUGCUGAAAUAGCAGCAGAUUCUGAAGAAGAAGAUGAAUACGGUUACACUGCUCAAAAAAUUUUGAAGAAAUAUCGUUCAUUGAAUGGUCAAGUGGUGCUCGAAAAAAUUGAUAGAACUACUGGUGAUUUGGGUAUCGCAUUGGCUGGCCAUAAAGACAGAGCAAGGAUGGCUGUAUUUAUAUGUGGUUUGAAUCCAAAAGGGAAUGCUUUUAAAGUUGGAAAUUUGAAAGUUGGAGAUGCGAUAUUGGAGGUAAACGGGCAUGUACUGCAGGGCCGUUCCCAUUUAAAUGCUUCAGUGAUUAUGAAAGGAAUGGGCGGGUCAACGUGGAAAUUAAUCAUUCAUCGAGAUAAUUCAGAAAUGAAUGCCCUAGCACCGAAGCUACCCAUUCAUUUUCCAGCUGCAUUCGAUGAGAGUGAUCGGUAUAGCGGAUUUGAAGGAGUGCGAACGGUAUCUUUAAAGAAGGGAUUGUACGGUUUAGGUAUAAUGAUUGUUGAGGGCAAGCAUGCUGAAGUUGGUCAAGGGAUUUUCAUUUCUGAUAUUCAAGAGGGGAGUGUAGCCGAAAAGGGCGGUCUUCUGCUAGGUGAUAUGAUUCUAGGUGUGAAUUCAGACAGUCUCGUAGGUUCUACGUAUGAUCAGGCUACACUUGUCUUGAAACGCGUAGAAGGAAUGGUUACGGUAACUGUAUGCAAUCCAAACCAGAACAAGUUGAAAGAGCAAUCUGAUAUGAAUGAGCUGUCAAAACUCUCACCCGAUAUACCAACAACUGAAAAAUCACCAGGCCAAACUCAACAAUCUGGAGAAAUAAAAAAAGCUGAAGUAGCGGCAGACAGUAAAAAUGUAAAGACAUCUCAAGGCAAACCCACUAUUGUGGAAAUAACAAAAACGAAAGAAAAUGCCCUUGGGCUUAUCAUUGCGGGUGGAAGCGAUACAUCGUGUGGUGGUGUUUUCAUUUUGGAUUUAUACCCCGAUGGUCUUGGUGAGAAAACUGGUCAACUAAAACGAGGAGAUAGAAUACUAGAAUUUUGUCAAGAAAAUUUUAAAACAAUUGACCAUGAAAAGGCGGAGGCAAUUAUUCUCAGUACAACGGGACCGAUGAAACUUAGUAUUUUACAAGAUGAGUAUUCUAUUGAUGAAGUGGAAGUGGAACUUCAAAGAAAACCAACUAAGGGCAUUGGUCUUGGCUUAAUGGGAUUCAAAUCUGGAAAAGGAGCAUAUAUUUCAGAAUUGAUGGCAGGGGGCAGCGCAGCGGAAUCCGGAAAAUUGCAAUUAGGAGAUUUAAUUGCUGCUUUGGGUGGACAAAACGUCGAAGAAAUUGAAAGCAAUGAAAUAGCCAAUUUGAUGAAAGCUUCAAAUCCGUUAUUAUUGAAAAUAAAACGAUUCAAGGCAAUGGCAUAAUUCUAUCAAUCAUGUUGCAUUGAUAAAGUGAAAGAGGGAAUUCAAUUAGUAUUGAUAACAGGAAGUAAGAUGUAAUGUGAAGGGGGGCGAAUUUUGAUUAAUUCCUUGGGACAAAAUAUCAAUUGUGAAAUUACAGUUGAGAGUAUGUUUGAAUUUUGUAAUCAACUAAUAAUUGCCACUCCAAGAAUUAUAUUUAUAAGUUGAGUGGCAAUUGAAUUAGAGUAACUAAUCUAACUAAUUUUCAUCUUUAUAUCGCAAGGGUUUUGCGGUAUCCUCUCAGGACAAGCAGUAAUUUACUUACUUUCCAUUUAAAUGUAUUUUGUCAGUACUCCGGAGACAAGGCGUUUCGACAAUUAUAUAUUAAUAAAUAUUCUGAUUACAUUAUAUUAUUACUUAUACAUAUUUAGAAUAUGAAUACACGUUUCUCUAAGUCUUUAUGACUAUUCAGGGUUUUUUGUGGUAAAUUUGUCUUAAUUACGAAAUGUGUGCAUGUGUCUUUGAAAUUAAAUC